UUCAUGGAUUCUGCAUAAGUCAUGCUCCAGAAAGGCAGGAGGAAGAAGUUCCUAGCUGGACCGGCCUUAGGCAGGGGCAGUUGUUUCAUAUCAGAGUAUUACAUAGGCAUUGGCUCUGAUCUUUCCACCAUGUCAUUGCUGGGCGCCCAAAUUACACAUAGCUGAGUCAGCAGGGACAAGAGAGGAGCCCCAUUUGCUCGAUUCCACAGUAAAGAGCUUCCUAAAAAGACAGAAGACGUAUUUCCAGGAUAUGGCCUGGCUUGGGAAGCUGUUUCACUAUCUACGUCUUCAUGCUGACAAGACGAUGAACCUGCUGAUGAACCAGACCAGCCAAGCGCGGAUCCUCGCUCAACACAAUAGGAAGUUGAGAGUUGAAGCCCAGUGGGCGCCUGACGGGGAGCAGAUGGUAGGCAGGCGAAUGCACAGACCCCAGAGCUCAGGAACAGGGUCCGCGCCCCUCAGCCAGCGCUUGCGCGUUGCGCUCUCGUUCCCCGCUCAACCCCGCCUUCAGCACUGGGUUUUCAAAUUUGAAACCUGCUUCUUUUCCCGCCCGAAUUUGUGGACAGGCAGCGGGAGAAGGCAGGGCCGCACGCCAGCCAAUCACGCCUCAGAGGCUUUUCAGCCCUGCCCAGAAGAUGACGACGGCAAGCCCUGCGGGCAGCCCGCCAAUGGGCCAGCUGCACCCCGCCGGCCCCGCCCCUAGAGUUCCAGCGCAGGGCGGAGCCGGGGCCGCCUGGGGACUGCCCGGGUUCUGUAUCGCUGUUCUAAGUGUUCGGCGCUCCUCGCUCGCUGGAAACUGAGGUCCAAAGACGCCAAAGAGCCGUCGGGGUCACUAAGCGAAGCGGGGAAGACGCAGUGGACCCUAAUUUGGGGAGGGCUUGCCAAGGAACCAGUCCUGGAGCGGUCACCAAGAGAGCCUGAGGCCGCUCCAGGCGGGUGGGCGGGUACCCCGGCAAGGGGCUGUGCUCCCUGGCGGGACCCGAAGGGGCGGGGCUAAACACUGGGCGUUGCCGCGGGAGGGGCGUGCUGGGGGCGGGGCCGCAGCCCUUAUUUGUUGCUCUGUGUCAGUUACAUUGUAACAAAAGUGGUACAGUCGCUGUUCCAGCCCGCACGCUAGGCCCGCCCGCUGCCAGGUGUCGCCGACAUGGAAUGUGUGGCUAGCAACAUCCAGGUCCUCCUGCAAGCGGCCGAGUUCCUGGAGCGCCGCGAGAGAGAGGCGGAGCAUGGGUACGCAUCGCUGUGCCCGCACCACAGUCCAGGGCCCAUCCACAAGCGGAGGAAGCGACCCCAUCCACAAGCUCCUGGCGCGCUGGACAGUGGGCGAUCUGUGCACAAUGAACUGGAGAAGCGCAGACCCUUCCCCCCAGGAGGGCCCAGCUGAAGCGGUGCCUAGAGCAGCUGAAGCAGCAGAUGCCCCUGGGGGCCGACUGUGCCCGAUACACCACGCUGAGCCUGCUUCGCAGAGCAAGGAUGCAUAUCCAGAAAGAUCAUCUCUGGGUGUGGAAGGGCAGAAGGCUAGCUUCCCAGAGGACAUGGAGCCCAGACUGACACAUGGCCUGUCUAGUAGAAGUUGGAGGAGCAGGAGCAGCGGGCCCGGUGGCUCAAAGAGAAGCUGCGCAAUAAACAGCAGAGUCUGCAGCAGCAGCUGGAGCAGCUGCAGGGGCUGCCAGGGGCAAGGGAAUGGGAGCGGCUGCGGGCAGACAGCCUGGACUCCUCCGGUCUCUCCUCUGAGCGCUCUGACUCUGACCAAGAGGAGCUGGAGGUAGAUGUGGAGAGCUUGGUGUUCGGGGGUGAGGCGGAGCUGCUGCGGAGCUUCAGCACGGGCAAGGAGCACAGCUACUCACACAACCCUGGGACAUGGCUAUGAUGCACACUGCUUAGACUGCCCCCCACUGACUGGGCUGAUUGUUCCACACAGGAGCCCUUGCCAAGCCUUGGGGGCUGCUCGGAGUGUUUAUCUGUUGGUAUGGACUGAAAGGACAGUCCUAUGGGAAUGUCCCUGGACAUUGCUGCUGGCUACCAGGUGGCCCCUCCUGUGGGGGUGAGGAAGGCCUGGGCCACCUCAGAGCCCCACACAGCAGGCAUCUUGGGCCUUCUAAGCAUUAUUGUAGCACUUGCUUGUGCUGUCCCCAUGGGGCAGAAGGCUCCCAGACCUUCAUGUUCUCAGACAAGGCCCUCUGCCUUUACUCCACACUGUACAGUAUUUUCAUUAAAAGCCUCUCCUAA
This is a messenger RNA of Cavia porcellus (domestic guinea pig), 2226 nucleotides long. It is a transcript of the gene Mxd3, whose product is annotated as MAX dimerization protein 3. Gene Ontology annotation, biological process: regulation of transcription by RNA polymerase II. Lineage: Eukaryota; Metazoa; Chordata; Mammalia; Rodentia; Caviidae. The record is from RefSeq and is a predicted model, not a curated record. The coding region runs from base 1224 to 1766 and encodes 180 amino acids. Gene Ontology annotation, molecular function: DNA-binding transcription factor activity, RNA polymerase II-specific; RNA polymerase II cis-regulatory region sequence-specific DNA binding; protein dimerization activity. The transcript has 7 exons.